AUGAUAAAACUGUACUUCCUCUCGGUAUUCUAUUCGGCACUCAAUCACAUCCCGCCAUUUGUGUGGGCCGUCCUCCAUGUGGUUGCAGAUAUAGUGCAAUUUUGGAUGCGACGACUGAUGAACUACUUUCGUCCCAAAUCUCGAAACCUGUACCAUGGAGCUAUCACCGAACUUGAGCGCUGUGAAACUUAUCAGGACUGGUACAAUAGAGCUGCAGUAGUGGACGAAAUAACGGGUGCAGACUUGUGGCGCCGCAAUUUUUAUUCCCAGCGUUACGAUGUCAACUCUGUUCUCGAACAGUACGCCGUACUGGAUGAAGCUCUCGAUGAACAAGACGCUCAUACUAUUGUACAACGCUUUAGUACUACCGGGCCCUCUAUGCUACGAAAUUUUGCCGGCAUCGUCGACAAGCGGCUGUUCACAAAGUCCUUAAUCGGAACAAAGUUGCUUAUAGAACAGUACCUAGAUAAAGUGCUGGAAUGCUUACAGUUUUUAUGUGAAACCCCAGCCGUUGCGAGAACCUCUUUUUUCCAAAGAUGCAAGCUGUCUUUGGGGACGACAGCCUUCAUAUUGCAAGGUGGUUCGUUGUUUGGUCUAUUCCAUUUGGGGGUCAUCCGGGGCUUGCUAGAUCAGAAAUUGCUUCCGAACAUAAUCAGCGGGAGCUCAAUGGGGGCUUGUAUUGGUAGCAUGUGCUCUGUAUUAACCAACGAUGAGCUUUUUAUGCUACUUUCAGGUGACAAUCUUUUGAAUGCCAUCAAAUCUGACCUUGAACUUCUGAAAAAAUGCGGCUAUGGGAAUAUCGAUCAGGACAUGAACUUAGGCUCUCUUUUGCAAAACGUUGUUCAUCGCGGGUAUUCAAAAGACGUAUUCCUUUUCAUCAAUUUCGUGAACAAAGUAGUGAUAAAAGAUCUCACCUUCGAGGAAGCAUUCCAGCGAACCGGUAAGAUCCUGAAUAUUAUUGUUCAUCCAACUGAUCGUAAUAGGUGCCCAACGCUACUAAAUUAUGUGACUACGCCAAAUGUUCUUAUAGCUUCAGCAAAUGACUGUAGUCUAGGUUCCGAAGUGGUUUCUAGUGGGACCAAAUUGUUGUGCAAGAAUCUGAAAAAUGAGAUUGUCGAUUAUCUUCCCGACACUGGAGAUACGCGCGUAGUGUUUUUGACGCCACAAAAUGCCAGUGAGACUGGUCUCGCGGAAAGCCCGUACACGCGGUUAACAGAACUUUUCAACGUUAACAACUUCAUAGUCUCACUGGCCCGUCCUUACCUCGCGCCUUUGGUUAUGAAUGACUUGAAACAUGAGAUCAAAACGUCGAAAUAUUACUAUUAUAAACACUACCCGACGACCGAUAUGAGUAAUUUCACACCUUUACAACUAUCGAACAUGAAUGAAGUUGAACCCCUGGGUUUUAAAUUCAGAUACCACUUGGAACGAAAGCUCAAACACAUUGCCACCAUGGAAUUCCGUCAUCGAGUUGAUGUUCUAGAUAAUUUGGGGAUAUUAAGCCAUUGGAUCAAGAGGCUUGCCAUUGAUGAAAAAACACCAAGAUCUGCUACCGAGAUAACGAUAGUACCAAAUAUGAAAAGUUUGUCCUUUAGCAGGGUUAUCGAAGGACAGCUUGACAACAUUCCCUACUGGAUCAAGUGUGGAGAACAAAGCUGCUGGCCAGUUUUGGCGUUGAUCAAGACCCGCUGCGCGGUGGAGUUUGGUCUUGACGAGAUCAUCAAAGCCAAAAGAAGAAUUUGA
Lachancea sp. 'fantastica' is the source of this 1743-nucleotide messenger RNA. The record is from the annotation of a GenBank genome assembly. NCBI's taxonomy places the organism in Eukaryota, Fungi, Ascomycota, Saccharomycetes, Saccharomycetales, Saccharomycetaceae.